AUGCAGACACGAAUCCUGCCUGAUUCUAGGGAUUCGACUCCCCGCAGAAGAACAGCGGGAGACGCGGAACUGCGGGAUAGGCAUGGGGAAGCGGAGAUCGAAGGGAUACGAAGAAGAGUUCUUGCAGCGUCGCGCGUGGAAGCACUCUCCCGCGCGAAUUGCACUCACGAGCAACACAGCGGCGACGGCGGUAGCAAUGGUGGUAACCAGCUGCCGCCGUGGAGCCCGCAUGUGCCGCGAGCCAUCCUGACGCGAGGCAUCGCGCACGAGGGGGACAUGCUGCGAUUCGAUCGCCUGCUGCACAAGAUCAUAGUGCGGCGAGAGCCCAUCACAGUGGUGGCCAUCGGCAGCAGCUGCACGUCUGAGUUUGGUGGCAGGAAGGGCCCGCAGCUCAAGCUGCUCAACCUCGAUGCCUUUGAGUUCGGCCGGUGGGUGGGAGGGAGGAGAGAGGAGAGAUUCACACGUGGUUUCCUUUGGGUUGAUUCCGAAGUGGUGCAUCCAGACGGUUGGCUCACAGCUGCGUUGGACUGGCUGCUAGCAGCGUUCCCAACCAGCAAACCGCACGACUUUACCACCGCCCCUUUACCGGACGCCGUGCCAGCGCAGGACCAGGCCCCCCAGCAGCCCUACUGGCUGCUCAACCUCGCAAUAGGGGCCAUUGGGCCGCAGCCAUGGGGGAAAUGCCUCGGGAGCACAUAUCUCGCAAAGCUCCCCAAGACCGUAGAUCUGGUGGUGGUGGAGUGGGCGCUAGCAGCGAGCUACCCCGAGAUAGCCAAGGACAUGGACAUUGUAUUGCAGCGCCUGCUCAAGCUCUGGCCCACUCCGCCCGCCUUCCUCUUUGUGCAUUUCUUCUUCUGGUGCCGGGGCAACCUCUGGUGCCGCACAUGGCUGACAGAUCCCAAGACGGGGGUAGAGUUGGUGGAGGAGGGCCCACAGCAGCCGUUGACUCGGGAGAACAUCGGGGUGUUCUCGUUUGACUCGUUUGACCGCCGCGGCACGGGGCGAGUGACAGAGGACGAUUUCCUGGUGCUUGCGCGUUACUACGGCUUCCCUGCCAUCUCCAUGCGCAAUGCGUUUUGGAACCUCGCAGCGCAGCAGGCGCCCCAGUUCGGUCUGCACGACCUGAUAGCCAUGGAUGACAUGGGGCUGCAUCCGGGCCUGCCGCUCGCUCGCACGCGAUAUGCUGAUAUUCUCAUCAACUUCUUCCGCACUGCCAUUCAAGGUUUCUUCAAGCGCCAGAGGGCAGCCAUGAAAGCGUCCAUGGAGGAGAGAGCAGCAGAGCUGGCGCUCUUGAAAGUGCCUCCGCCGCUCUUCGCGCGCUGGUUCCCAGGAGAGUUCGGAGGGCAGGGCCAGCAGGUGGCGCUGUGCUAUUCAUACGAGCUGCUGGAGGCGACGGUUCCGCCUGUGCGGGCGGUGAAGGGGUUUAACUUUACUAAAGACCCCGACUCUAAGAUACCCAAGCCGGGCUUUGCUACCUGGCACACUGGAAGCUUUGCGGAGUUCAUAUUUGACACGUCAGCACAGAACAAGCCCGCCCUCCAGCUGGACAACCCCGCAACCGCCCAGGCCCAGCUCGAAAUCCGGUACCUCGUCAGCUACGAGCGAAUGGGAGUGGGACACGUGGCGUGUGUGGAGGGGUGUGAGUGCGAGGGCGGGGAUAUAGACGCUACCAUCUCGCAGCACUGGUCGGUGCCGGAAAAACGCGUGUUUGAUGUGAGCCAGAGCGAGAAUUGCGUUGUGAGGAUCGACGUGCGGCGCGGGAAAGGGGAGAAGUUCAAGAUCCUGAGUUUUACUGUCAUGUUCAAGCCUAAGUAG
Closterium sp. Yama58-4 is the source of this 1815-nucleotide messenger RNA. The record is from the annotation of a GenBank genome assembly. Lineage: Eukaryota; Viridiplantae; Streptophyta; Zygnematophyceae; Desmidiales; Closteriaceae.